Messenger RNA from Dunckerocampus dactyliophorus (ringed pipefish), 4309 nucleotides. RefSeq names its product protein phosphatase 2, regulatory subunit B, gamma a (gene ppp2r2ca). Gene Ontology annotation, cellular component: protein phosphatase type 2A complex; cytosol. Lineage: Eukaryota; Metazoa; Chordata; Actinopteri; Syngnathiformes; Syngnathidae. The transcript is spliced from 10 exons. Gene Ontology annotation, molecular function: protein phosphatase regulator activity; protein binding. The coding region runs from base 445 to 1806 and encodes 453 amino acids. The record is from RefSeq and is a predicted model, not a curated record. Gene Ontology annotation, biological process: peptidyl-serine dephosphorylation.
GCUGCCAUGACACAGUGGAUGCUGCACAGGAUCACCUCCUACAGCAUCAUCGGAGAGCGGACCUACAUCCUCCUUGUUAUCCCCUCUCUUUCUCAUAUUUCCUCCACCUUUGCCUCUUAUUUUCUCACUACCGUCCUUUCCCCGUGUCACCCUCUCCUCUCCUCGGGCAGCCUUCUGAGGCACACAGGGGAAGACCUUCAGUGGAAAUAGCGGCGACGGCAGCAGUCAAACUGGUAGUAUUCUUAACUUCUCCAUCCCACCGGCUCGCUACCUCAUUUUCCUCUAUUCCCCCCCCCGGCCUGCUGGUUACCCAGGAUGCCUUGUUCCAAGCCCCUCCGCUAGGCCCUAGCAGCAUGGGCGGAGCCUGGGUAGGAAGCGAGAGAACGGAUUGGACCCUUCCACUCAGGACGGGCACGCUGGCGGGUCACUCUCCCUCAGCUUCAGAUGGGCGAAGACGCUGAGAGCCCCAAGAUCAACCACACCUUCCUGCGAGACUAUGUCACUGAAGCUGAUGUUAUCUCCACGGUGGAAUUCAACCAGACAGGGGACCUGCUGGCCACAGGGGAUAAAGGUGGCCGUGUGGUCAUCUUCCAGAGAGAAACUGAGUCUAAAGGUCAGUCCGAGGAGGUGGGGGAGACUGGGGACUCCGGAGAGUACAACGUCUACAGCACCUUCCAGAGUCACGAGCCAGACUUUGACUAUCUAAAGAGCCUGGAGAUUGAAGAGAAAAUCAACAAGAUAAGAUGGCUACCCCAACAGAAUGCGGCACAUUUUCUCCUGUCCACCAAUGAUAAGACCAUUAAACUGUGGAAGGUGAGUGAGAGGGACAAGAGACCGGAAGGAUACAACCUGAAAGACGAGGAGGGCCGGCUCAAAGACAUUUCAACCAUCACAUCUCUGCAGGUGCCAGUACUGAAACCAACAGAUCUGAUGGUCGAGGUCCGCCCCAGACGAGUGUUUGCCAAUGGACACACUUACCAUGUCAACUCCAUCUCAGUCAACAGUGAUGGGGAGACGUACUUAUCUGCUGAUGACCUCCGUAUCAAUAUGUGGCACCUGGGUAUCACCGACCGCAGCUUCAACAUUGUGGACAUAAAGCCAGCAAACAUGGAGGAUCUCACAGAGGUGAUAACAGCAGCCGAGUUCCACCCUCAACACUGUCACCUAUUUGUGUACAGCAGCAGUAAGGGCACCCUGCGCCUCUGUGACAUGAGAGCCUCUGCACUCUGUGACAAACACACCAAAUUGUUUGAGGAACCAGAAGAUCCUGGGAGCCGCUCCUUCUUUUCUGAGAUCAUCUCCUCUGUGUCAGAUGUCAAGUUCAGCCACAGUGGACGCUACCUGCUGACCAGAGACUACCUCACCGCCAAGGUGUGGGAUCUGAACAUGGACAAGGGCCCCGUGGAGACGUACCAAGUCCAUGAAUACCUAAGGAGUAAGCUGUGCUCCCUCUAUGAGAACGACUGCAUCUUUGACAAGUUUGAGUGUGUUUGGAACAGCUCAGACAGCGUGAUCAUGACCGGCGCGUACAACAGCUUUUUCCAGAUGUUUGACAGGGAGACGGGGCGAGGCGUGACUCUCGAGGCCUGGCGGGAGAGCAGCAAGCCCCGUGCCGUGUUACGUACCCGUCGCGUUUACACUGGUGGUAAACGCCGACGUGGAGAUGUGGGCGUUGAUAGCUUGGACUUCAGCAAGAAAAUCCUACACAUGGCUUGGCACCCAUCCGAGAAUAUCAUCGCCAUAGCGGCUACCAACAACCUGUACAUCUUCCAGGACCGUGUCAACCCAGAGGCACAGGCGCAGUGACAGGAAUAGGAAUGAAGUGGACAGUGGACAAAUAUCCAUUUUGCUUAUACUGCCACAAAUGCAGAGUGAGACUUGGAGGUGAGCUUCUAACGACGCUAAUAAUAAGACAUUUCUUUCUGUGUGUCUCCUACCUGUGAGGGCAUAUUUUUGGUCCCGUCCACUUUUUGUAAAAGAGGUGCAGGGACACCUCUCUACAAAGACCUCGCAAUGUUGACUCCUCACUUUGACAAGAUUGGACAAAGUGCACUGGGUAUGAGGAUUGUUCGGUCCCACGAAAAGAUGGUAUGUGUUCAGAGGUAUCCAAUAGCCACAGCUGUGACAGUGGUGAUCUUAUUUGUACAUUUUUUGUUGUUGUUGAAAAUAGCAGCAAAACCUCUCUCCUUUAGAGCAGCGCUCUUUGAGAUUGCGUGCAUUAAGCGACCCAUUAUCAUAUUCACUUUGCAAUAAUAGCACUUAAAAACACAGAGCAGCAGUAGUAUCUGCUUUACGACAUGAGCUCUUCUGCAGGUAACAAACGUAUACACUCUUUUUACUGUAUGCUGUAAAUAGUCAGUGUUAUUUUUUAAGUCACUACUACAACGUUUGUUUCUAGGGAAUGUAAAAGAGAUUGUGAAAUACAAAAAAAAAUGAGGGUUAAAGAAGGAAGGCACUAAUCCAGAAUAAGACGGAGGAGUUUUGGUAUGCUGGUUAUACAAAAUAUGCACAAAUCUAAUGUAUUGUAGAGCUUUGCUGUGUUGGGCUUGUGUUGAGUUUUAAACUGCUGCUAUUCCAAAGUAUUCUAAAAUUCUAAAAGUAAAAGCAAUUUUAAAUAGUCAGGUAUAGACAGACGUAUUUAUUUAAUAUAACAAAUACCCACAUUAAGCCUGAUCAAAUUCUAAACAGGCUCAAGUCCCACUGUACUUUGAAUGAGUUUGAUUACAAUCAUGAAAUACAAGCACACAGUGCAUUAAUAAGACCCCUGGUGCAGCUAACUAAUGUUAUGAGGACUGAGAUUCAGUGUGCAUGAAGGUCAAAGUUCAUCAUCAACGCCAUAGCUCAAAGAUAAAUAAUGUAUCUUGCUGAAGUGUCUUUGCCAUUGAAGCAAUACCAUGUAAAUGUGUCAUUGACGGCUGUUAUUGAUCAUUACACGCAAUACCUCACAUGCUUGGCUGGGGUGCACCACUGAAAGCCACAAUGUACAGUAAGGUGUAGUUUGUAAGGUGACGUGUAUUGGACUGAACUGUGUGACCUGGUCAUACGUUGAUUGUUUACAGUGUCGUUUUUAAGUGACCUUGGCCCCAAUGGGACUCUUGUAAGUGGUUUUUGGAAUGUGCGAUGGUGUCAGUGCACAGUCGGAAUGGCUCAUAUUGGUAAUAAUCUUAUCUCAUGGCACAGAUUGUGUAAACAUUAUGUUUAUGUUGUAAGAAAUCACCUGUUAAGCUUGUCUACAUUCUCCUCACUCUUCACAGGCAUUUAAGCUACCUUGGCUGCACAUCUUGGAUUAAUUGGCUUGACAAUCCACAAUGACAGAGCGCCACAAGAAAAAGUUUACAUCAUAGGAAAACAUUAUAUAAGUUUCAGCACUUGUAUCUGAGAGACAGUCAGUUGUUAUCACAUCACUAUAGACAAACAAAGAGAGGAUUCGUGUUCAGGAGUGCAGCAGCAGCAUGUUGCCACCACUCAAUGCUACUCGAGUGUAUAUCUAUAAUAUCUAUAAAAAAGUAACUUUAAUGAUUCAAAAAACAAAAAUAUGAAUGAAGGAAUGUGCAUUAAUAAAAUGAUUCAAUCUGACAAAAUGGACUGAUAUCCUUUCUAUGGGUUUUAAAGUGCUCAUGACACACACAAAAAAACCUCAAUAACAAAAUGAAAGUACUCACUUAAUAAAACUUUUUGUCAUACUGCUGUUAUCCGCCAGUAAACAACUGUAAAAUACAAGUGAAAUGAAGUUGUGAUUUUCAGACGCCCCCCACUGAGUUUUCUGUAGCUUUUUGCACAACCAUAACACAAUAAUAACAUUCACUGAUAUCGUGUUGUGAUGAAUAUGAUAUAACACGCAAAAAAUCGGCCACAACAGAUAUGUUGGCACUGUCACUGCCAGCUCUAUGCAGACUGCAAGAUACAAGACCAGUGGGCAACGAUUGCUGUUUAGCUAGCCCUGGCAUAAAAACCCACUCACUCACGCUAAGAUUGAAAAAUAUUAUGAAUUUACUUACUGUGGAACCACAAGCGAGCACAAAUAUUAAGCAGAAAUGGAAAAAAAGAAAAGCCCUGGCAGAUGGCUAUUGCAACAAGACCGAAGUUAUUUGUAUCUAAUGUCACUGUGAUUUGAGUUGUCACGGAGUACGUCGACUUGCCAGAGAGAAGCGGCUGUGGUAAGGCACUGAAGCACUGCCGGUAUUUUUUAUUGUCAUUUAUACGGUGGUACGUUGGCAUAAGACUGUGAGCAGUCUCUGUGCUGAUUUUUUCCUUUGAAUUGCGAGCUAAAAUUUUGGUACGAGCUGGUACUUAACGGCAGCAGAGGACA